This is a messenger RNA of Drosophila melanogaster (fruit fly), 2003 nucleotides long. It is a transcript of the gene ZnT86D, whose product is annotated as zinc transporter 86D. The transcript is spliced from 4 exons. Gene Ontology annotation, molecular function: monoatomic cation transmembrane transporter activity; zinc ion transmembrane transporter activity. The record is from RefSeq and is marked reviewed. Gene Ontology annotation, cellular component: membrane; Golgi apparatus. The coding region runs from base 343 to 1443 and encodes 366 amino acids. NCBI's taxonomy places the organism in Eukaryota, Metazoa, Arthropoda, Insecta, Diptera, Drosophilidae. Gene Ontology annotation, biological process: intracellular zinc ion homeostasis; zinc ion transport; transmembrane transport.
CCAUUAUUUUGAUGACAACACGGCAGAUUGGUUUGGUGCUGGCAAAGACGGGAGUUCGGUUCUGGUAUCUGGUACCCAGUAAAAAUGAAUUAAGCUGCAGCUGAAUCGCAGAUCGACGAGCCCGCGCCGCACAACUGCGCACACAAGACGACGACGACGACGAAGUCGCGCAGGAAGCAUUUUGCUUGUGAGAUAAUUUGGGAAUCAAAGAAAAGAGACCUGCCGCCGCCGCCGUUGCCGAUAAAGAUUCUCGCGAACCCGGCCAGAAGCGGAGUGGGAAUCACGGAAUCAGCUGGAGCGCGGCUAUAGCCAACCGAUAAUACCACAUCCAUAACCGGCAAGAUGAUACCGCUGUCGCACAAGGACCGGAGCAGUCUGGGCUACCGGAUCCGGGAGAAGCUCAACAGCUGGAAACGACUCAUCUUCUCCGACCGCAACUCCCGGAAUCUGUUCCUCUUUCUGCUGCUCAACCUGAGCUUCGCCUUCGUGGAGCUCUUCUACGGCAUUGUGACGAACAGUUUGGGCCUGAUCUCCGACUCAUUCCACAUGUUCUUCGACUGCACUGGCCUCUUGGCGGGACUGGCCGCGUCGGUUAUCACCAAGUGGAAGGCCAACGACAAGUUCUCCUACGGCUAUGUGCGCGCCGAGGUGCUGGCCGGCUUCGUGAAUAGCCUGUUCCUGUUGUUCAUAGCCUUCUUCAUUCUGUCGGAGGGCGUGGAGCGACUUAUCGAACCGCCGGAGGUCAAGCACGAGCGUCUGUUUGUCGUCUCCGUGCUGGGACUGCUGGUGAACCUGGUGGGCAUCUAUGCCUUCAAUCACGGCGGACAUGGACACUCGCACGGUGGACACGGACACUCCCACGGUGGUGGUCAUGGGCACGGGCACUCGCACGGCCACACGGACGCCGGCAAUCACAAUCACCAAGCCAUCACCUUGGACAAUGGCCAUGGACACUCACACGAUCACGACAGCCAUGGCCACUCGCACGGCGACAUGUCGGGCAGCAACUCGCAGAUCAUGCGCGGCGUCUUCCUGCACAUCCUGGCGGACACUUUGGGUUCGGUGGGCGUGAUCAUCUCGGCGGUGCUGAUGCACAUGUUCGGCUGGAUGAUAGCGGACCCCAUUUGCUCCAUCUUCAUAGCCUUGCUGAUAGCGCUCAGUGUGCUGAGUCUGAUCAAGGAGUCGAUCAUGAUCCUGAUGCAGCGACAACCCGCCGACCUGGACCGAUCGCUGCCGCAGUGCUAUCAGAAAGUCACCGGCCUGGCUGGCGUUUACGCUGUGCAGGAGCCGCACUUCUGGACCCUUUGCUCCGAUGUCUAUGUGGGCGCACUCAAGCUGGAGGUGUCCAAGAACGUCGAUCCCAAGUACGUGGUGACGCACACACGGAUGAUCUUUGAGGCGGUGGGCGUCAAGCAGAUCUACAUACAGUUGGAUUAUGUUUGAUGCCAAUGGGAUCGACCCACCGGUGUCCUUGUACAAUGAUCUGUAUAGUUAUCAGCGCAUGUUGAAUGUUUGUGGGCAGUGCGACUCAAACAUUAUGAAAUUUUAGUAUACUACGGCGCCACAAUACCCCGCCCAUCACUUCCGAAUGUCCCCUCCAAGAGCUAAGUAAAAGAAAGUGUUUGAUUUUCAGUUGUACUUUCCGAAUUUUUGUUAACUUAUUAACGUUUGUAUUUGUUGAAAUGCGUUCGGCAUUCAUUCCAAUUCUAUACAUACUGAAAGCAUGGCAUAACUUAUGCAAUAGUCCAUAUCGAGGAGCAUUAGUGUAAUUGUAAGCUAAGCGAAAGAUUUUGUGCAAAGGUAAAUAUAAAUAUUUAAAGAUUUUUUAAAAUUCAGCAUGAACAAAACCAGAAAAUAGCAACUAAUUCUGACUGACAUUUCCAUGGACAUUCCGCCGUGCGGUGGAAGUGCAUUUGGUGAAUCGUUUUUGCCACAGUUUGAAGCAUCAAAAUUAUGAACGAAAUAAAAUUUAAUUUGUUAUUAGCAUUUUUAUACGUAAACCG